AAACAGAGACAAGUCUCUACUGUAUACUCACUCCCCCUGCACAACUUUGAACUAUGGAAGUUAUGGAAAACUCUGAUGAGGUGGACCAGUCUAAUGAGAGGGAGAGGCUGAAGAUGAGAAUUGCUGUCUUGGAGGAGAGUGUGAAGUCCUGUGAGGUGGAGUGUAAGGCCAGCAGAGAGACGGUGCUGAGGCUGGUGGCAGAGCUGGACCGAGAACGGAAAAAGGCUGUCAGCAGUGCAGCAGCACUCGAUUCACUCAAAGAGGAGUUAGACGGCCUGGUGGUGGGAAGGAGGAGCAUUGAUCUGGAGAGGGGAACCCUGAUGGAGAGGCUUGAGGCCAGCAAGAGAGUCAUAGAGGCAGCAAGGCGAGAGUCAAUUUGUUUGGAGAAACAGGUGGAGGAGCUUGAAAGAAAGCUACAGUCAAGCCAAGGAGAGACGCAGGCAGCUGAGGAGAAGCUGCAGACGUUCCUGAAAAAGGCGGCAGGCCUGCUGCAGGGGAAGUCUCAGAGUGUCAUCCUGCCCACAGAGAAAGAUGUCUUACACAAUCUGGACAACCUCUGCAAUAAGUCAUGGUCAGAGAUGGAGUCGAGGCUGUGUCAUGUCUCUGAGGAGCUGAGCGAGCAGACGGAGCUCCAGCACGGUGCACUGCAAAGGGCUCAGCUUGCAGAGCAGCAAGUCCAGGACCUAAGGGAGAGACUGCAAGGUCUGGAGACUGAGCUGCUGACAGCAGACGUGCAUCGUGACGGGCUGAGACAAAGCAAACAGCAUUAUGAAGAGUUCCUGGAACAGCUGUCAGAGUCAAUGAAGGUUGACAGUAUUGCUGUGGAUCUGGGCUUUGACAUGAGACGUAAACUUAUCAUGUCACGUGCACAGCAGCUUGUUAAACAAGAGACAGCUGCUUUGGUGGAGAGCAAAAGCCUGACCUACAGCCUACAGCGAAAAUUUAAGUCACAGAAAGACCAGCUAGAGAGCAAAGGACUCCACAUCCAGCUCCUGAGGAAGAAGGUGUCCGAGCUGGAGGAGGAGAAAAGGAGCCGAUCAGCGCUGGCUGUGGAACGAGAUGAUGCUCAUCUGGAGGCCAGGAGGCUGCAGAAGAAACUUGAGCGUCUCCAAGGCGAGCUGAGGGCUGCCAGGCUGUCCAACACUGAGCUCAAGGCCCAGCUGUCCCAUACCAAUGAGCUCAAGUUGAAAGUCAUGGAACAGAGUCAGACCAUGCAGGAGCAGGAAAAGAAGCUGAAUAAGCUGGCGGAGGGGAAGACCAAGGUGGAGAAGAAGCUGAACACAGUGAGCUCAGACCUGCAGAGCCAAGAGAAGAAGACCAGAGAGGACCAGCAGCAACUCAACACCCUCAGACAGAGCCUGGCUCAGCUGUCUGACAGGGAGAGAGAGUUGGUGGAUUUCCGUAUGGUUGUUUCCCAGAUGUUGGGUCUGGAUGCCACAGCCCCGGCUCUUUCAAAUUAUGACAUCAUCAAAUUACUGGAGACCAUUCUUCACGCUCAUCAUCACCAUCACCACCUUCAUCAUCAUGUUAACAUGCCCUGGCACUGUCCUACUCACCAGAGGUCUCAUCUUCCCCAAAUCCAGGACCUUCGUGACAGCUCAUCCUUCGAUCUUUCUACCUCUAGGUCUGCAGCUCCCCUUCAUGAAGCAUAGAUUUAUACAUCAUACUUUUGCCAAACUGCACUUAGAAUAUAAAUGUAUUAUUGUUGUCUAAAAGUAUAUGAAAACAGACCUUUUACAGAGUCAAAUAAUGUAUCCAUGUUUUCCUAUUUGUGUUUUCAGGAGAAGCUCAGUAUAAAUAUGAUUCAUUGCACAAAUAAAUGUAAAUUCACAUUUAAAAAAUCAAAUAAAAAGACAAAUAUCGACAGGAUGAGGAUUUGGCAUUCAUUGUUUUUGAUGGUCGCAUAUACAUACAUUUCUCAUAUUACCUUUUACUAUUAUAUACACGUUAAAUAGUCCUGGACUGUUAUACAUUUGAUACUGAACUGACGGUCAUACAAAAUAUACAAUAGUUCUAUAUGUCAUACUUCUCAAUCAUAAAGUCAUAUUUUAUAUCUUGUUUAAAAAAUAAAACAGCAAAAUGUAUAAAGACCAUGGGUGACUGAUGUCGAAGGUUAAACUCUUGAAAUGUUUCUGGCUUUGAUAUUAAAAACACACGACUUGGCUUAAAUGAAUCUCACAUGAAUCGAUGUAAUUCAAGUUAAAAAUGGACCGUUUCCCACAGACACAAUGAGGGAUGUCAGUAAAUAAAAGCAAAGAACUGCAUGCCAAAAUACAGGUAAAAAAAUAA
Epinephelus moara (kelp grouper) is the source of this 2289-nucleotide messenger RNA. RefSeq names its product coiled-coil domain containing 170 (gene ccdc170). Lineage: Eukaryota; Metazoa; Chordata; Actinopteri; Perciformes; Serranidae. The record is from RefSeq and is a predicted model, not a curated record. The coding region runs from base 54 to 1652 and encodes 532 amino acids. The transcript has 8 exons.